This is a messenger RNA of Mustela erminea (ermine), 4382 nucleotides long. It is a transcript of the gene HIPK4, whose product is annotated as homeodomain interacting protein kinase 4. The transcript has 4 exons. Gene Ontology annotation, molecular function: protein serine/threonine kinase activity; ATP binding; protein tyrosine kinase activity. Bases 2157 to 4007 code for a protein of 616 amino acids. The record is from RefSeq and is a predicted model, not a curated record. NCBI's taxonomy places the organism in Eukaryota, Metazoa, Chordata, Mammalia, Carnivora, Mustelidae. Gene Ontology annotation, cellular component: cytoplasm; nucleus. Gene Ontology annotation, biological process: peptidyl-serine phosphorylation; peptidyl-threonine phosphorylation.
GGAAAGAGGUCCCCAAGGAGGGGGCCUGCUGGAGCCUGGCCUGAGGAGGGCCUCUGUUGGCAGACACCGGGCCAUCCCAGGUCUGAAGGGAGUCAGGAAAGAUUCGCAGUGGGUCCUGCCCUAGCCAUUCAGAACUCCUCAGGGCCUCUGAGCCAGACCCCUAGGCUGAGGCCUCUCCCACCAGGACCUCCCUAGGGGGCCCUGAGAGAGCAGCACAAUUGCUACGCAUGUGCCCUCUGCUGGCCACCUUCUCCUCAACAAGGCCACGUCCACAUCCUGGGGAUUGCUUUCCUUGUCUGGCUGGUUUGACUGCCCCAUCUGGCCCGGCCCCACCCUGGAAGGCCCCUCCUGGUCCCUCUCCAGGCUCCAGUCUUCUUAGGACUAGGUCCCAGCGUCCUCAGCUCCCAUCAGGGCUGGCUGGGCACGCAGGUCCUAAGCUCCCACCAAGGAGCUCCAGAUUCCCCUGCAUCUCUCUGCGGUGGCCCAGGCUGGGACAAGAAGAUACUCUGUCCAGUCCCAAGUGUCCCCCUGAUGCCCCAGUAUCCGUCUGUCUGUUCUCCUCACAUCCGGCCGUGCCCUUGAGUUGUCACACACCCCUGGUUUACUCCAGUAUCUUCUCCAUUAAAGCUGACCUCUCCUGGGUCACCACCUGGUCACGUGCUCUUCAUCCCCACAAGACAUGGCAGGAGUGACUUAUACCUCUGGCGCACACUCUUUGCCCAGCCCUCCCCUCCCCCCAUUUGGGGUUUCCCUCCCACUACGGCUGACCUGUCAGUGUCUAUGGUGACUUCUCUAUGGCCAUGCUGAGGACUUCCUCUGUCUCCCUUGUCCUGACUUCUCAGGGUCCCUUUCUCCUUUCUGAACACUCUCUUCUCUCCUCCCCACUCCCCUCUCUCCUCAUGCCCCUUGGGCCCUCAGGACUCUUGUGAGGCCCUCAGCCACCUCCACCCUGUCCCCAGGCCAUGUCAACCUCCCUGUGGUCCACAUGGGAACCUAGUGUCCCUUGCGUGCCCCUGCUGGACGUGGCAGUGGUUCGGAGCUUAGGUCUAGAGUCAGACUGCUUGGGGUCAAAGCCUGUUGCUGGCACCCAAGUGGGUGGCCUUCGGCAUUUUUUCAACUUCUUUGCAUCUUGAUUUUCUCUUCCAUAAAUGUUGCUAUUAAAAUGUAUGCAUAAGGACGGGUUAAGGCUUCUAAAGCACUCUAGACUUGUCUAACCUGACAUCAGCAUCUGCUCCCCCAAGGUGUUCCUUAUCCAUGUCCCUGUUCCGGGGACCAUCCCUGAGCCCUGGGCCUUGUUCUGGAUGGUUCCCUCCCUCCCACCAAACUAUCGGUCCUACAGCCUGCCCUCCUGGCCACCAGUCUCAUACACCAGCCUCCCCCCCGCACCCCCUGAUCCAGGGUCCAGGCCUCCACUCUUGUCCCCUCCGAUCCAAUCUUAUUUGCUCGAUAGCUUUCUGACAUUUAAAUCUGACCCUGUACUCUCUUGCUCAGAGCCCUUCUGUGGCUUCCCAGGGCCCUCAGACAGCUGAGUCCAAACUCCUUAGCCUGGCAUUCAAGACCUUUUACCAGCUGGCCUGGCUUGAGCCACACCCCUCCCCCCAUGGCAUCCACUGGUAGGGGCAGGUGUUUGCUCACAUGGGGACACACACACACACACACACACACACACACACACAUCCCCCAAGCUCUUCACCUCUGUUUAGGAAUGUCCCAGUCCCCCCUGCCAGAGGUCCGGGAUUGGACUUCCUUCUCUGUCGACCCUUCACCUGGCCAGCCCUCCAGGAUUCCGAUGCUGGGGUGGGGGAGGGGGCUCCACCAGCCACCCCACCCCCCAUUCCAGCCUGGGGCUCAGGUCUCCAACAACAGAACCAGAGCCACUCAGCAACGCUGGAACCCAUUCGGGGGGGCCUGGGGCCCCUCGUCCCAAGCCAGGAGGGCUUCGGGGGAGGGGUGUGGCCCCUGGCGGACUGGCAGUGUGGCCCAGGGGGCUGGGGGGUGCCAGGGAGGUGGGCGUGAACCUCGAAGCAGGAGGCACGAGUGCGGUUCUCUUUCCCCCGCUGGGGGGGCCUCGGAGCCGGUGGCGGGCCGGAAGCCUUCGAAGGCAGAGCGUGUGGGGCAGGGGCGGUGGCAGGCCUGCGCCCGGGGGCCGGGGCACCAUGGCCACCAUCCAGUCUGAGACCGACUGCUAUGACAUCAUCGAGGUGCUGGGCAAGGGCACCUUUGGGGAGGUAGCCAAGGGCUGGCGGCGAAGCACGGGGGAGAUGGUGGCCAUCAAGAUCCUCAAGAAUGACGCCUACCGCAACCGCAUCAUCAAGAACGAGCUGAAGCUGCUGCGGUGUAUGCGGGGCCUGGACCCCGAGGAGGCCCACGUCAUCCGCUUCCUCGAGUUCUUCCACGACGCCCUCAAGUUCUACCUGGUAUUCGAGCUGCUGGAGCAAAACCUGUUCGAAUUCCAGAAGGAGAACAACUUCGCACCCCUGCCUGCCCGCCACAUCCGAACGGUUACCCUGCAGGUGCUCAGAGCCCUGGCCCGGCUCAAGGAGCUGGCCAUCAUCCAUGCUGAUCUCAAGCCCGAGAACAUCAUGCUGGUGGACCAGACCCGCUGCCCCUUCAGAGUCAAGGUGAUUGACUUCGGCUCAGCAAGCAUUUUCAGCGAGGUGCGCUAUGUCAAGGAACCAUAUAUUCAGUCGCGCUUCUACCGGGCCCCUGAGAUCCUGCUGGGGCUGCCCUUCUGCGAGAAGGUGGAUGUGUGGUCCCUGGGCUGCGUCAUGGCCGAGCUGCACCUGGGUUGGCCCCUCUACCCAGGCAACAACGAGUACGACCAGGUGCGCUACAUCUGUGAGACCCAGGGCUUGCCCAAGCCCCACCUGCUGCACGCCGCCCGCAAGGCGCACCACUUCUUUAAGCGCAACCCCCAUCCUGAUGCCAGCAACCCCUGGCAGCUCAAGUCCUCUGCCGACUACCUGGCUGAGACGAAGGUGCGCCCCCUGGAGCGCCGCAAGUACAUGCUCAAGUCACUGGACCAGAUAGAGACCGUGAAUGGCGGUGGAGCAGCCAGCCGGCUGACCUUCCCAGACCGCGAGGCACUGGCGGAGCUCGCCGACCUCAAGAGCAUGGUGGAGCUGAUCAAACGCAUGCUCACGUGGGAGUCGCACGAGCGCAUCAGCCCCAGCGCUGCCCUGCGCCACCCCUUCGUGUCCAUGCAGCAGCUGCGCAGCGCCCACGAGACCACCCGCUACUACCAGCUCUCCCUGCGCGGCUGCCGCCUCUCGCUGCAGGUGGAGGGCAAGCCGCCCACGCCUGGCGUGACAGCCGUGGAGGAUGGGCCCCCCUACUACCGGCUGGCCGAGGAGGAGGAGGCUGUGGGCAUAGGCAGCGUGGUGGGCAGCGGGCCCUUCUUCUGCGAGGAGAAGGCGCCGGGCAUGCAGAGGGCCAUCGAUCAGCUGGACGACCUGAGUCUCCAGGAGGUGGGACGUGGGCUGUGGGGUGAGACCCGAGCCGACGCGGUUCCUGACAUGCUGGCCCCACUCAAGGCCGCUGCUGCUAGCCGCCGGGUGCCCGACUCGGGCCCCGAGCCCAUCCUGGCCUUCUACGGCAGCCGCCUGGCGGGUCGCCACAAGGCCCGCAAGCCACCCGCGGGCUCCAAGUCAGACUCCAACUUCAGUAACCUCAUCCGGCUAAGCCAGGCCUCCCCUGAGGACGAGGGACCGUGCCGGGGCAGUGGCUGGGCCGAAGGAGAGGGCCGUGGGGCCUCAGCCGAGCCGCCCAGCCUCCCACAGCGGGAUGGGGAUGGACCAGACGUCAAGGAUAUGACUAUGGAUGCUGAUAGGCCAGGCCCUGAGCUCUUCGACCCCAGCAGCUGCCCUGGGGAAUGGCUGAGCGAGCCAGACUGGACCCUGGAGGGUGUCAGGGGGCCACGGGCUCAGGGGCUCCCAGCCCGCCACGCUCACCCGCAUGGUCCCUCCCGGACCACCAGCUUUCUGCAGCAUGUCAGUGGGCACCACUGAUGGUGACCCCACCCCUGCCCAUCACUGGGGGCUAUGCUAGUGGGGCUGGCAUCCCCUCCUGAGAAGCCAUUUCCUGAACCCACAAAUUAUUCUUACAGAAAGAUAGUUAUCCAGAAAUCCCCCAAUACCCUCGCCCUGGUGCAUGCCAGCACAUACCCCCUAAACACAGGAGGGCCUUGGGGUCUGGCCCGUCGCCUCCCCCUUCCCCCCCCGGGCCAAAGGGACACAGGAAGGGGGCUGCCCCCGCUGGCCCUGAGCAUGCCCUCAGCCCUGCUGCCCUUGCCCAUUUCAAUAAAGAACUGUUCAGCAGCCCUGUCUGAGGCCUGGACUGGAGCUGGGGUGGGGUUCAGGUUGGCCGCCCAGGGCCCUGCUCUC